Molecule: messenger RNA, 489 nt
Organism: Parnassius apollo (apollo)
Lineage: Eukaryota; Metazoa; Arthropoda; Insecta; Lepidoptera; Papilionidae
Source: the annotation of a GenBank genome assembly
AUGCUCGUGACCUAUUUGGAAACCAGCCGGGACCUUUGCGAGACAGACUCAAUUCUUUUUGGCACCGCACUGGCAGUAUGCCGUAUUAUUGGCGCCAAACUUCCCAUGGCUGGACGUGCUACUCAACAAAGUAGCGCCAUCCCAGCCUGGAGAAAAAGAAUCGAGGACCGUAUCGCCAUGGCAAGGGCCCUUAUCGGCAGACUCACAAGCUUUAGGUCGGGUAAUAAUAGACCGAGAGUUGUGCGCAACGUUAGAAUGGCGUUUGCUGGGACAAAUAUUAGUUUGUCCCAGCCGGAUAUCACGCAGAAACUAACGGAGCGCAUAGAUGAUCUGAAGCAAAAAAUCGCUGCUUGGCGGAAGCGGAUUCGACGAUUUAGCGAGAGGUCAAGGCCGUUCAACCAGAAUCGUCUCUUCCAGAGUGAUCAGAAGAGGCUCUAUAAAUCAUUGGAGCGACUAGAGAUACUCUCACAGAAUACCAGCGUGAAAUAG